CUCCCGCAAGCUGGAAGUUUGGGGCCAGGAGGCCUUUGCUCCAGGGGUCCUGGUAGUGUGGCCCUCUCAGGAAAGGUGAACUGGGGGAUCUUGUGUAAGGAGGCUUAGAAAUUCAAAUGCCUAAGCCUCCUCGAAAUGCCUUGGACUCUGGGACCCUAUAGUCCUGUGCUCCUGGGAUCCCCAAAUCAUCUCCCUUUCCUCCCUCUGCACACCACGGAGGCUACCCUCUGAGGGCCUGGCAUGGGUAAACCCCUGAGGCGCCAUCCCUUCCCCAAACGCCCUGAUCUUAGCCUUGUGCUGGUGGGAAUAGAUGAACUCUAUGGAAUGGCCUCCAAAGGGGCUGUAAGGCUACCUCAGAACCUGAUCCCUGGCAGCAGAUGGGAGACCCUGAUGGCUACCCAGAGCGUACUGGAAGCUGGUGAAGGCAAGGUCCCUGGACUGGUCAGACCCUGGUAGAGUCAAGAUGUGGCCCAGUCACACCCCUCAUUGAGGCCUGCAUACUGAGAAGAUAGCAUGACCUGCCACUGGAGGUGAACACCAUGGCUGCAGGAGGUGGCCGGGCCUUUGCUUGGCAGGUGUUCCCACCCAUGCCCACCUGUCGGGUAUAUGGCACAGUGGCAUAUCAGGAUGGGCAUCUGCUAGUGUUGGGAGGCUGUGGCCGGGCUGGACUGCCCCUGGACACUGCUGAGAAACUGGACAUGGCCUCCCACACAUGGCUGGCUCUGGCGCCCCUGCCCACUGCCCGGGCUGGUGCAGCUGCUGUGGUGCUGGGCAAGCAGGUGCUUGUAGUGGGUGGUGUGGAUGAGGGCCAAAGCCCAGUAGCUGCUGUGGAGGCCUUCCUGGCUGACGAGGGCCGCUGGGAGCGUCGGGCCACCCUCCCUCAGGCAGCCAUGGGGGUUGCAACUGUGGAGAGAGAUGGUAUGGUAUAUGCCCUGGGGGGAAUGGGCCCUGAUACGGCCCCCCAGGCCCAGGUACGGGUGUAUGAACCCCGCCGAGACUGCUGGCUUUCACUACCUUCCAUGCCCACACCCUGCUACGGGGCCUCCACCUUCCUGCAUGGGAACAAGAUCUAUGUCCUGGGGGGCCGCCAGGGCAAGCUCCCAGUGACUGCUUUUGAGGCCUUUGACCUGGAGGCCCGUACCUGGACCCGGCAUCCAAGCCUACCCAGCCGCCGGGCCUUCGCUGGCUGCGCCAUGGCCGAAGGCAGCGUCUUUAGCCUGGGUGGCCUGCAGCAGCCAGGGCCCCACAACUUCUAUUCCCGCCCACAUUUUGUCAACACUGUGGAGAUGUUUGACCUGGAGCAUGGGUCCUGGACCAAACUGCCCCGCAGUCUGCGCAUGAGGGAUAAGAGGGCCGACUUUGUGGUUGGCUCCCUUGGGGGCCACAUCGUGGCCAUUGGGGGCCUUGGAAACCAGCCGUGCCCUCUGGGCUCUGUGGAAGGCUUCAGCCUUGCACGGCGGCGCUGGGAGGCACUGCCUACCAUGCCCACAGCCCGCUGCUCCUGUUCUAGUCUGCAAGCUGGGCCCCGGCUGUUUGUCAUUGGGGGUGUGGCCCAGGGUCCCAGCCAAGCUGUGGAGGCACUGUGUCUUCGUGAUGGGGUCUGAAUGCCUAAUGGAACCUGUCUACCAGAGGCAGAUAUAUAUGCUUUUGCUGCUGACGAAGCUCACUGGCUCUCUGGGAUGAGGGAGGCACUGGGGUGGGCACUGGAAACACUGCCUUGGAGACUUGGGGGGCCUUUAUCUUUAGUGCAAGACACAUAUAUGCUUACACCCACUUACACCCAUUCAUUCAUGGACCAUGCCUAGCUCACCCUUGCUCUGGAACCUACUGAGCCCUCUGUCCAGCUGGGAAGUAGUAGGAGGGGAGAGCUGGCUUCCUGCCCCAUAGGGUCAGUGCCUAUCUGGAGAUGACCAGGUCUACCCCAAUGGUAUUUCAGGUUAGUCCUGAAAAAUCCCAGCUGUCAGCAGCCUACCUUGAAGGCCCCUGUGGACCCAGAAGAGUUCAGAGAGGGUAGAGGACACAAAGGCAUGGAUGCAGGAAUAUCAAGAAGGCCAGAGAAAUGUUGACCUUGGGCCCUUUAUAUUACUGGCUGUGUGACCUUGGGCAAGUCAUUUCACCUCUCUGUGCCUCAGCAUCCUCAUCUGUAAAUGGGGAUCUCUGAAACCUUCCUACCCUACCUACCUCACAGGGCUGUUGUGAGGACCCGGGGAGUUCCGAUGUGGAAGUAAAAGUGCUGCUAACAUCU
Messenger RNA from Talpa occidentalis (Iberian mole), 2245 nucleotides. It is a transcript of the gene KLHDC8B, whose product is annotated as kelch domain containing 8B. The coding region runs from base 540 to 1604 and encodes 354 amino acids. Lineage: Eukaryota; Metazoa; Chordata; Mammalia; Eulipotyphla; Talpidae. The record is from RefSeq and is a predicted model, not a curated record. Gene Ontology annotation, molecular function: protein binding. The transcript is spliced from 6 exons.